UGACAGAGCAUGAUAGAGCAUGACAGAGCAAGAGAUCGGUCUGGAAGGAUCUGGGCCCCGGUAGGAGGGACACCGGGAAGUGACUCGGCAACUGGGGCCCAUGACUCAGCAUGGGGGCCAACUAUAUAACAGGAGCGAGGGCCAGAAGCUGGGAGCCAGCAGGAGAAACACACCUGGAGGAGGUAACUAAUCGCUCAGCAGUAACAGAUUGGGUUUGGAACCAUGGAAUUACCUGAUUUAGGAAAACAUUGCUCGGAAUCUACAUGUAAACGACUGGAUUUUCUUCCCUUGGAAUGUGAUGCUUGUGGAGAGGUCUUCUGCAAGGAUCACCUAACCUAUGACCAGCAUAAGUGUUCCUCUGCUUACAAGAAGAAUGUGCAGGUUCCAGUCUGCCCACUGUGUUCUGCUCCAGUCCCCGUAAAACGAGGAGAGAUGCCAGACAUAGCAGUUGGGCGACACAUUGACCGGAAUUGCAACUUUGAUUCUUCAAAUCGUAAAAAGAAGAUAUUUACCAACAAAUGCUUGAAACCUGGGUGCAAGAAGAAAGAACUCGUGAAGAUUGAAUGCGACCUGUGUCACAAUAACUUCUGCUUUCCUCACAGACAUCCUCUGGACCAUGAUUGCAAAGCCAACAGCCGGCCACUGUCCAAAGCCGGACAUGCUGCUUUAAACAGAUACGCAAAUGCUUCUCAGCAAGAUAAACUCCCAGCCAACAUAAUCAACACAACAGAGAGCUACAAACAAUGUAAAAGUGUGAAAUUGCAACAGCAGAGCUCAAAUCUUCCAGCCAGUAAAUCAGCCAGUGUAUCAAAUGUUGAUAUUCAAAAUGGACUGAGUGAAGAUGAAGCUCUUCAGAAGGCCUUGCAGCUGUCUUUACUGGAUGCUGGUAUGUGUGAUGGCCCCACUCUAAGCAGUCCUGAGGAAGAUAAUGAAGAACUAACUCAAGCCUUAAAAGCCAGCCUGGAAGAGUACAGAAAUUGUCGCAUGAAGAGUGUUAAAGCCACAGGAAAAUGAAUUGUGAAUAAAAUCUGCAUUAAGGGGUCUAUUUAGCAAAACAGUGACAUGUGAUAUUGGACUGCUGGACUGCAACUCCUAUUUCUCAGCCAGCUGGUUUCUCCAUCUGCACUGUCCACACAAUAUGCUAUACAGUGAUUGCUUAUUUUUCCAUGCUUAAAGUAAAGUUUACUCUAUUUUUGCUAACAUUUUUGGAUUCUUCUGUAUGUUUUCUGAAUGAGGUAGACUUGUAAUUGUUUUGUUUACUCUGGUUGUUUCUAGUGGACCAUAUUAACUGCUAUUAACAUUUUAACUUUUGUGUAUUCUUAAUCUUGAAUGGACGUGUUCAAUCCAACCUGUACAUAUUUAAAAUUUGGAUUUGGACGUUUAGUGAUUGAAUAAAGUACCCUAUUUUUAUAAAA
Molecule: messenger RNA, 1415 nt
Organism: Pelobates fuscus (common spadefoot toad)
Lineage: Eukaryota; Metazoa; Chordata; Amphibia; Anura; Pelobatidae
Gene: ZFAND2A
Product: zinc finger AN1-type containing 2A
Exons: 9
Coding region: 223-1014 (263 amino acids)
Biological process (GO): protein targeting to ER; proteasome-mediated ubiquitin-dependent protein catabolic process
Cellular component (GO): cytoplasm; endoplasmic reticulum
Molecular function (GO): zinc ion binding
Source: RefSeq, a predicted model, not a curated record